CUAGCCAUCUGGUCUGUGCAAAACUGAAUUAUAAUCCAACGGUUAGCUAUUUGAGGGGUGACCAUUGGCCAUCGCAUCUGAACCUUGAAAUGUCGAAUGCUUAUGUCCGAGGAUUCAUAAAAAACCUAUGCUACCACCCCCACUUUCUUUACAACACAUUUCCACUGAAGCCGUUCUGCGUGGAUCCAUGUCCACUGUGUCAGGCCGUAAAGUCUUCACUGGUCAGCUUCAUACCGAUACCUUGGUUGCAGAUGGAGUCGAUGCAAUCAACGUUCAAAGCUUGGCAACUGACUUCAGCACUAUGGCGUUCCUAGACGGAGUCAAAGAAAUUGAACAUUUCUCAUCAGAGGAAUGUUAUAUCGAGCUGCUCGGUGGAUUGACAUUGCAAGAGUACCAGAACGUCUCCUUCAACGCUAUAGUGGAGAGCACUGUAAAUACGCACAACCCGCAAACUCUGGAGUAUUUGUUUCUGCCGGAUAUAAAAGUUGAACAUUUCCGAGCAGCGCUGAUCAAUGGAGUUAACGCAGAAGAUUUCAUAACCGAAAUAGAUAAUUUUACGUAUCGUGUAGAUCCCUUCGCGGCGCAAUUUAAAAUCGAUAACCUCAUUGUUAAGAAAAACGUGAUUUCCACCAGCCAAAUGUUCAUGGACUAUUUGAACACAAUCGCUGUGAAGGAAUAUUUCAAACUGCUGACCCUAAAGGGUGAUAGUGACAAAGCGCAGCAGUGGGAAAUCGGAGGCAGCAAAACCUUGCAGAAAGGCAUGGCCGUCGAUGGAAAAUUGAAUGUGGUUCACGUAAAUCGGCUAAUCCUAGUUAACAUACUCUAUAAUUCUGCCAGGAAAACAGGUCCUAUGAAUAUUGCGGGAUUAUGGAACAUAACGAAACUGGCGACGAAGUACUUGGCGACCAAACAAAUAAACGAUCUACCAAUAAAACAUUUGCAGAAUUCCAAUUUGAAAAGCUUCAAAAUUAAACACGACAUUUCGGUUGGAACAUUGGCGAUUUCUGCGAACAUGCAUGGUCAUCUGUUUCCAAAUAGUUCAUCAGUUUCGAUGCCCCCAAAUAUCCAGAUGCUGGCCAGUUUGACUGUCCAUGGAUCGUUUUUGCUGGAACAUUGGAAGCCUGGAACACUCUUGUUCGAUGUGAUGUUAUCAGCCGUAACUGGUUCAACGAAUGUUUUUAAUAAGAAGCUUGUUUUCCGAGGACACCACGUUGAAAUUGAGAAGUUACGAAACGAAGGCAAAAUUUUCAGCAAGAGCUGCAAUUUUGUCAAUUUGCUAAUGGACUCAGUGAAGAGAAGACAACCCAAUCUCGUAUUCAGCAGUCUCGGAAAAACGUUCAGGGAAGUGGUUUGUCUUGGAUCAGUGGCAUCUAAUGAUUUAGUUACCGCAACGCUGGUGAAUGGAAUCGAUGUAAUUCAUUUGAAUAGGAGCAUUCACUCAGUUGGUCACCACCAGGAAAUGAUUAAAUCGACAAAGUACUUUGAAGAAGAAGUGAAGGUUGUGCAGUUGCUCUGUCAUGACCAACUGGUGGACGGUAUUUAUCCUAGCAAUUUGGACCUUUACUCGGACGCAAGCCAGAUGGUCAAGAAACGGUAUCAGUUUGAAAAACCCAUUUCGGUCAUCGGGAAUUUGUACGUCGAUGCAAUCAACGAUUUCUCGUUGCAACACUUCCUGGCGACUCGCGUGGUGAAAAAUAGGACGUAUACGCAGGAAUACCAUCAGGAAAAGUCUCAACAAGUAACAGGAUUUAUCACAUUUUCGAACCUGGUUUUAUCCGGUGAAUACAACACAGUUCACGUAGUCAACGGUAUUCCUGUAAGCGAGAUUGUAUCCAGAUCGUCCAAUGAGCAUCAGGUUAUGGUUGAGACAAAGCAUUUGACAGGCACCAUUCAGCUUAUUGGACCUACAUCGGUCAUGAAGUGUAACAACGUCUCUUUGUUGGAUGCAUACAAAUCUAGCUUUAAAGCCAAUUCUGCAGAGAUUGCUUUCAAAGACUUGAUUUUUAAUUCUAAUGGUGUUUUGCAAAAUGGUUUGACCAUUGAAAACAAGCUGAAUGGAGUAUCAGUGCAGAAAAUGAUGAAGCUUCGGCUAUCGUCGGUAGAGGAGCUGCUGCCAUUGAUUCCAAUAAUCCGAGAGCAGAUAUCGGUCUCCAAUAGAGCAUACCUAACCAACAAACCAAAGGAUUUACACAUGUUGUACAUAGAAAAUAUUCCGCUGGAUGAAAGAGGCACCAUGGUCGGAAAGAGCGAAGGUCAACGGACCAAUGAAGCAUCUGAUACUGUUAAUUUCGAGAAAUCCUGCAGUAAUGGCAUAUAUCGUUUCAACGUUACUAUUCGGCAGAAAUCGUCCAACGGAGAUAUAAGUUCUGCCAGAACCGUAUUGGAUGGAGUGAUGAUAAAAUCCGAUUGGAUGGAAAUAGCAAAUAACGGCGAAAUACAAACAAUAGUCGUGUCACAAGUCGAAAAGAAUGCCAAGUACUUCCUACUUCUUUACGUCAAUCGCAAUGGAGAACUCAGUGUUCAACAGGAACUUCCAUUAAGCUCAUCGGCGGCUGUAUUCUACUUCGUACACGUAAACGAUUCAGCACUUUUGCUGGCAGUAUCAGAUUCACACCCCCUUCAACUGGGCCAUUUGGCACCGAAACUCAAACUAUUCCGCUAUGAUCCGGAUGUAAUGCGCUUCGUACAUUUCAAAACGCUCAGUGGCCAUUACAAUGACGUUGUUGCUAUCGAUGUCGAGGACGUUAUAAUGUUUGCAGUUUCAGAGCAAGGUUCUAACAUGGUGGAAAUAUUUGUGCUGGACCGUUCCUACUCGGCGUUAUUCCAAAAGCUUAUCUUCGAUUCGACUUUGGCGUCAAUGAAAGCGUUCAAAUUACAAGGAUCCCCAGUUCUACAGAUAUCAACGGUCGAUAAUUUGGUCUACGUUUACAAUUACAGUAUUCUUGAGGGCUGGCGGCAGUUGUCGUACGGCAGGAUUCCGUCUGACGUGAACUAAGCUGUUUCUUAUUAAAUUUUAUCAUUUUAAAUGAUAUUUUCUAUGUUUAUUGUGUUAUUCAUGUUGUGAAUAUUUUGUUCUAGUAUUUGUAGUUAGCAAUAUUGUGUUCUAAAAAAUAUUUCUUCACCUUCACUUAAGCCGUAUACCACUCAUAUGAUUAUCUAGGGCAAUUAAAAUUGAGUCAACUUUA
Molecule: messenger RNA, 3185 nt
Organism: Aedes aegypti (yellow fever mosquito)
Lineage: Eukaryota; Metazoa; Arthropoda; Insecta; Diptera; Culicidae
Exons: 6
Coding region: 128-2995 (955 amino acids)
Source: RefSeq, a predicted model, not a curated record